AUGAAAUAUAACACUGACACGUCGAAGUGUCACCCCGGAUAUUGGGAUUUGCAUUCAGUUCUGGAUCAAAACUUGCGAGAAAUUGUCAUUCGAACCUUACUUGCGAUUAAACUUUGGUUAACGCAUACACGUGCAGACGAGCUUUCUCUUAAAAACGUCUUCAGUUGCCGCAUUGCUGCAGUAAGGUAUAAAACUUGUGUUGAAAUGGAAGUACUUCAGAACAGAAUAGCAGAGGCUGGACUAAGGAUUUCGUAUAAUCCUCCCGGCGAUGGGCUAUGUUUUUAUUCGGCUGCUGGCUUUCAGUUGGGGUUGUCUUCCAGGACUGUGCGUAAUAUGGUGUUUGAGUACUUGGAGAGUAAUCGUUAUGAUGUAAGUAUAACUUUUUUUUAUCCUAAGAUUUAGUUUGAUAAUGAUGUGAUAAAAAAUGUGACUGCUGUAAGCCUGGCUGUUAACUCAGGAAGCCUCGCAUAUAUAUUUCAGAUGAGUUGUGCAGUCGUCCUUCUAAGUAUUCUACUAAUAAAUCUAAUGAUUUGCAAGCUCAAACUGCGCUCGGAUUUUAUCAUUCAUUAAAAACUAAACACUGUCGACUAUUUUAAUACAGUUGUCUGAUUCAAAGACAGUCGUUACACUAGCAUAGUCAAACCUGAAAUAUUCUAGCCUACGGAAACUAGAAGUAUCAAUAUUCAAUAAAAUAGGGUAGAAUUAAAUCAUAUAUAAGGAUAUCAUGCUUCGCUACGGUAUAUCACUCAAUAAUAAUAAAAUAGUCACCAUCAAAUUGAAUUGAAUUUGGUUUCCUGCAGAAAGAUGGCAACGACCGAAUGGAUUACAUUUGCGAUGAAGACAUUGGACAUAAAAAGAAGCCUUCCUCUUGGAGCAGCGCUUUAGCCAUGCUAAAAGAAAACUAUGCCACGUCAAUGAUAUUGAGGGCAUUUGCUGAAGUGAUUGGAAGGAGUGUUUUAAUCCUGACAGCUAAUGGG
Messenger RNA from Paramuricea clavata, 977 nucleotides. NCBI's taxonomy places the organism in Eukaryota, Metazoa, Cnidaria, Anthozoa, Malacalcyonacea, Plexauridae. The record is from the annotation of a GenBank genome assembly.